Molecule: messenger RNA, 2793 nt
Organism: Lingula anatina
Lineage: Eukaryota; Metazoa; Brachiopoda; Lingulata; Lingulida; Lingulidae
Biological process (GO): positive regulation of transcription by RNA polymerase II
Cellular component (GO): nucleus
Molecular function (GO): DNA-binding transcription factor activity, RNA polymerase II-specific; transcription cis-regulatory region binding
Source: RefSeq, a predicted model, not a curated record
AUACAUUACCAUUGUCCUAUGCCAGAAUGCAUUUACAGGAAAGAUGGAGGACACAAACAUUUUCCUGUUUUUAAAAAACUCAAGCAACAUUUCAUGAAGGUACAUGCUGAGAAAAAGUACCAGUGCAGCAAGUGUAGCCGGAAUUUCGGACUGGACAGAGACAGGAAGUGGCACGAGGAGUCCUGUGGAGUCACCUACACCUGUAAGUCAUGUGACCACUGGUAUUUUACGAGAGAAGCGUUGGCCACGCACUGUUCCAGAGCAAACCACCCCUACCCACAGGAGUACAAGCCAAAAAAGGCCAGCAUUGCCAAAAGCAAAGGCUCAGCUGUCACCCCUCCAUUGCCAGACAUGGUAUUCCAAGUGUAUGUAGAAGGACCAAAAAUGUCACUCAAGCCGAAGACUUCACCUGCCUCGAGACCCUCUGGUCUAAAGCCCCUCCUCCCCAAAUCUAAUGCACCAGAAAAAAUGGCUGCCAUCCAGUUAAAAGGUCCAGUUAUGCAUUUUUUGCCAUCCCAUAAUACUCAAAGUGUGGACACACAGACAGAGCCAGGCGUCAACCAUACUUCUAUGGCCAUACAGACACUACCCUCAUUGAACAGAUAUCAGCCACAUUUACAGGCUCCUAUUCCAGGAGGCACAAAUUCUGCCAUAUUAUCACCUCACAGGGGCCUAGCCUCAGGCCAGCAUGCUCUUCAUGCUGCGAACAUCAGGACUGCUACGGCCACGCAGACGAGAGACAGACGAGAGGUCAGCACUGAGACCCAGACACUGACCAAGAGGAGCCUGCAGGUGGCGGGAACACAAACUGCGGGGGACUAUAUAGUGAGAGAGGCAAUGAGGGCCGCCCACAUACCUGCUGUUAAGAUAUCUAAGGGGUCACAGGUCUCCCCAAAAUCAGCGGCCCGUGGACCAUCCCCGAACUUCAAACAUGUCAACCAAACAUCACGAAGGAGGAAAAAUAGACCAAGAAGGUCGUCUGCUCCAUACACGAUCACGUGCCAACAAACGCAAAACAAAACCCUUUCCAGGGACUCCAACACUGCAACAGCCUCUAAGCAAGGAACUCCACAUGCAACAGCUGUAGGGAGCACUAGGUCUGAGUUGAUUGGUCAGAGAGGGCCUCAUCCCAGCAUGGUUAAUACUGUUACCAUGGCAACACGUAAUACUGCUACUGUGGACAGUGGAACAACUAUGGAUGAUUUGCCUUGGAACUCUGCAUGCAGCACAGAUUUGGCAUCUGCUAGUGCUGUGAAGACUUCAACAGGCCUGGCAUCAACAUCGUCUGGGGUCUUUGUGCACCGUAGGCUACCCAGGAGCAACAGAACUUUUGCCCACACUAGUGGUCUACCACAACCACUAUCUCUGACAGAUUUCACAGAGAGUGGCACACAGACCUCAGCUUUGCUGGAAGAGCUGGAGAGAUUAGCAGAAAGCAUUGCCACACAGACUCAGUCAAGUUUUCUUAACACCCAGCACUAUGGUGGAACUCAAAGUUCACAGACACAGACUGCCAUUUCUACGUUAGAUAGAGAGAUCAGUCCAGAUAGGAUUAUCCGUGAGAGGCUAACCCCUGGUUCUGGGCUGAAUAUAAAUGCAAAUAUUCUUUAUGGACACAAACAGAACAAUGCAAAUCAGAGUGAAAAUCCUCUAAUUUCUGUUUCACCAACAAGAGGGCCUAUGAUUGGAGGUUGUCCUGGGAUUAGAGAAAACCAAGAAGAUGAAAUGGGUAACGCUGAUGUGACAGAAAUGGGAACAAGUACCAGGACCUUUGGGUUCACUCACAUGGAGACCCAGACAGUAGAAAAUCCUCUGUUGGGGACUAUGUUCAGUGACUCAGGCGUCCAAACAGCAGAUGACUUCAUGAACAUGGAGACUCAGACAGUCAAUGACUGGGUGGAUGAGUUCCUCAGCUGCAUGGGCACACAGACAGAUGACAUUUUGUUUCCUGAUCUGUCAUUGGCUGACAUACAGACCCAGACUGAGGCUCCAGAUGACAGUGCCACAGUGUCGUCUGCUUUCUCUCAGUCAAGCAGCAUCACUGGACUUGAAAUACACUCACAUCAAAGACACCUGUCCAUGAAUAUCUCUACCACCUCUAGAGCCAUGGAUUGUCAAACGCAGACAACAGAGGCUCCACCUAGUGGCAACAUCCUGUCUAAUAUUGAAAUUCAGACCAGCUUGCACUCAUUGCCCUCUUCUGCUGAGCUGACACAGUCAACAGAGAUUGAGACACAAACUAGAUUCUCCUCAAGCAUAGACUGUCAUACACAGACUAUGAUGGACAGGGAUUUGCAGUCCUUGUUAGAAGAAUUGGAAGAAAAAAGUGUGUAGCUGAAUGGAGUCAUCUUAUUAAAGAGACACCAAAAAAAGAAUCUACAAAAUACUUUUUGUGGUCCAUGUUUUCACACUGUUUCAUUUGUAAAAAAUGUUUUGUUCAUAAUUUUUUUUUCUGUUCAUGAAACAGUCAAAAAUCACUGUAAUUUAUUCUUCGUCUCAUAAUUGACUGUUGUUUCUGUUGAACUUUUUUAUAAAUUUUUUUGACAGCAAUCUGGCAAACCAGUGCUGAUGAGAAUCUAACUUCCUCUGUUGAAAGAGAUAAAAAUCAUUGCUGAACUUGGAAUAAUUGUUCAUGUUUGAUGCAAGUUGGUUUCACUUUUGAGUAUUAUUUUAUUUUUUAAUUAAUGCAAGGUUUCACAGAAAUGGAACUUGAAAAGUUUGGGAGUCCAACCUUUCAAAUGUAAUCGCCAAUUUUGUUAUGUGUUUGGUUACAAUAAAGUUGAUUUAAUUAUG